Symbiodinium pilosum is the source of this 1030-nucleotide messenger RNA. The record is from the annotation of a GenBank genome assembly. Lineage: Eukaryota; Dinophyceae; Suessiales; Symbiodiniaceae.
GACACCCCUGAAUAGCCUAGUUGAUGAGAUCUCGGGUGUCCUCGUCGGGCUGUUGGUGACCUACGUAGACGACAUCCUGUACCUGAGUGAGGUGCACAUUGUCAAUGCCCUUCAUGCCUUCGUUUUGGAGGAGGAAUGGGUUGAAAGGGCAGAAGCCGAGCUGGACGAGAUUGAGUCCGACUUCGACGAGGAGACGCUGAAAAGUGCUCAGCGGGCCGUGGGAGAAGCGCUGAUCACAGUGAGACACACACCAGGCGAUGUGCAGCUUGCUGACUUGGCAACCAAGUUGCAGCCAAAGAUGAGACUGUGGAGGCUGUUGACUCUUUGGGGCUUCAUUGGGGAUCGCUUGACUGGAAUCAUGAACUCCUUCAAGGCUACACUUCUGACUGUUGUGGUGAUGCUCUCUUCCCUGGUGGUUCCAGCGACAGGUGCCAAGGUCGAAGGGAAGAAGGAGCCUUUAGCUGCGACAGGUUGGGAAGAGCUGGCUUUUCUGUUGGUUCUUUCCUGUGUAGCUGUGAUUAGCAUGUGGGAAGCGAGCAAGGCCGUCUUUGGCUCUUACAGGAGAUGGAUGAAGGGGACUCGUAAGUCUAGAAAGCUGAAGAGGGUGUCAGAGCUGGCUGCAGAUGCGGCGAGGCGAGAAGUGGCCUCGCAAGCUGGCGUGAGUCUGGUUUCGGACCGCUCUUCAGAUCUCAGGUUUGCCUCGGGAAUGUCUUCUUCAAGCUGGAAUGAGCCUCCAGAAAAAGCUGUGCUUCGCAGGAGACAAGUGAGAUCGACAGCGACUUCGCCGCUUCCGGAAGCGCAGCAUCAAGCAACAGCUGCGGGCAGCAUGACACCACCAAGGCGGAGGGCUCCAGUUGAGGAGGAGGCCUUGCCUUCUCAAGGCGCUCAAAGCUCGGUGUCAGGAGGUCUAGAAGAUCUUCAAGAAAGGGCCCGUGUCGUAAGGGAUGUGCUUGCUCUUCUUACCUGCGAAGAACUUCGUGCUGGCUUGAGAGGACAGGGCUACUUGACGCCGGUGUUAAGUCAGAUCUGA